CACAAUCCAUUGGCUUGUUUGGAUGCUUAUAUUCCAAUAGUUCGCAAACUUAGAUUCAUCCUGGUUGUGUGAAUUAAAAAACUAAAAUCUGCAUUCAAAACGAUUAUUAGACAUACUGUACAAAAAUUAUCCAAGAAAUGUAUAGCAAUUGUGCGAAUGAUAAUGACGGUGGAGGAGAUUUGCCUACACACCAAAGUAUUGAGUUAAGCAAACACUUAAGUCAUGCAACAAUUUCACAAAAGCUACCAUCAAAUAAUACUGACACGUGUAAUCAGCAACAGCUCAUUAAAAUUCAGUCCCUGCCUGAACGUGGAUCGUGGUCAUCAAAGUUGGAUUUUAUCCUCUCAGUAGUGGGACUGGCAAUUGGCUUGGGGAAUGUUUGGAGAUUCCCUUACUUGUGCUACAAAAACGGAGGAGGCGCUUUUUUAUUACCAUAUAUGUUGACGUUAUUUUUGGCUGGAAUACCUAUGUUUUUUAUGGAACUUGCGUUGGGGCAGAUGUUAACCAUUGGAGGACUAGGUGUUUUUAAAAUUGCUCCAAUUUUCAAAGGAAUUGGCUAUGCUGCUGCUGUAAUGUCCUGUUGGAUGAAUGUUUAUUAUAUUGUCAUUCUGGCUUGGGCGGUAUUUUAUUUUUUUAUGUCAAUGAGAGCUGAUGUACCAUGGAGGACGUGUAAUAAUUGGUGGAACACAGUAAACUGUGUUAGUCAGUACGAAAGAAAAAACUUACCAUGCUGGAAUAAAAUCAUUAAUGGAACUUCCACGAAAAUGUGUACUGUAGCUUCAACAAAUCUCACAUCAGCAGAGCUUACCGAUCCAGUUAAAGAAUUUUGGGAGCGCCGGGCACUUCAAAUAUCUCAAGGAAUUGAUGAGAUCGGAAAUAUUCGUUGGGAAUUGGCUGGAACUUUAUUGCUCGUUUGGAUUAUUUGCUACUUUUGUAUUUGGAAAGGAGUCAAAUGGACGGGAAAAGUUGUAUAUUUUACGGCUCUUUUUCCAUAUGUACUACUUACAGUUCUGUUAAUCCGUGGUAUCACAUUGCCUGGUGCUUUAGAAGGCAUUAAAUUCUAUAUUAUACCCAACUUUUCCAAGCUGACUCACUCCGAGGUUUGGAUUGAUGCGGUGACUCAGAUUUUUUUCUCAUAUGGACUAGGACUGGGAACUUUAGUAGCCUUGGGAAGUUAUAAUAAGUUUACAAACAAUGUUUACAAAGAUGCACUUAUAGUAUGCACAGUCAACUCGAGUACAAGCAUGUUUGCCGGUUUCGUAAUAUUUUCUGUUAUUGGAUUCAUGGCACACGAACAGCAGCGACCAGUGGCUGAGGUGGCCGCUUCAGGACCCGGACUAGCUUUCCUUGUUUAUCCAUCCGCUGUAUUGCAACUUCCAGGGUCUCCCAUGUGGUCUUGUCUUUUUUUUUUUAUGUUAUUGCUUAUAGGUUUGGAUUCACAGUUCUGCACGAUGGAGGGUUUCAUCACAGCUAUAAUUGAUGAGUGGCCCCAUCUGUUACGGAAACGCAAGGAGAUUUUCAUUGCUCUUGUAUGCACCAUAAGCUAUUUAGUAGGGUUAACCUGUAUUUCGCAAGGUGGAAUGUAUAUAUUUCAAAUAUUGGAUUCAUAUGCCGUAAGCGGGUUUUGCCUGCUGUGGCUUAUAUUUUUUGAGUGUGUUUCAAUAUCUUGGUGCUAUGGAGUUGAUCGCUUUUACGAUGGUAUAAAGGAUAUGAUUGGAUAUUAUCCUACAGUUUGGUGGAAAUUCUGUUGGUGCGUUACUACACCAGCUAUAUGUAUGGGUGUGUUCUUUUUUAACAUAAUACAAUGGACUUCCAUAAAAUAUCUCGACUACAGCUAUCCCUGGUGGGCACACGCUUUUGGUUGGUUUACAGCAUUGUCAUCUAUGCUCUAUAUACCAGCUUAUAUGUUCUGGUUAUGGAAAAGGACUCCAGGAGACUUAAGUCACAAAAUCCGAACUAUAGUCCGGAUAGAUGAAGAUGUGACGCUUUUACGUGAGAAAAUGCAAAGGGAGGCUUAUGCAAAUGAGAUAGAAUUUAAUUCUUUAUAAGUGAGUGC
Drosophila bipectinata is the source of this 2056-nucleotide messenger RNA. RefSeq names its product GABA transporter (gene Gat). The record is from RefSeq and is a predicted model, not a curated record. NCBI's taxonomy places the organism in Eukaryota, Metazoa, Arthropoda, Insecta, Diptera, Drosophilidae. Gene Ontology annotation, cellular component: neuron projection; plasma membrane. Gene Ontology annotation, biological process: sodium ion transmembrane transport. Gene Ontology annotation, molecular function: gamma-aminobutyric acid:sodium:chloride symporter activity.